AUGGCCAACUACGGCUACCAAUCACCCCCGAACCAGCAGCCAUAUGCCGCACAACAGAAUCUCAACUUCUACCAAUCCUCAUACUCCGCACAGCCAGUAUCCGGGCAAAGCACACCUUUCCAAGCGGCAUACGGGCAAGGUGGACACAACCAGGGCUACGGACAAGGCAACUAUGCUUUCGGCGCAUUUCCUGGUCAGCCAGGAGCGAGUGGGCAGAUGGGCACAGGGCACGGUGGUCUGAGAACAGGGCUGUUGGCAGCUUUCGGCACAGAAGGAUACGAAGGCGAGCCGCCGCUACUGGAAGAGCUGGGCGUGAACUUUCAGCAUAUUCAGACCAAGACCCUCACAGUCCUCAACCCUCUUGGACGGAUAGAUCAUCACAUCAUGGAUGAUGCUGAUCUAGCGGGACCUCUGUUGUUCUGCGCACUUUUUGGCACAUCGCUUCUUUUCUCCGGCAAGCUCUGGUUCGGCUACGUAUGCGGUCUCGCAGCACUCGGCGCCUUUAGCUUGAACUUCGUCUUCAGCAUGAUGUCACCUCCACUUUCACAAGAAGAGAUGAACGCCGCACAAAGCUCACAAAGCAACUACCACGGAUCCUCUCACUUCUCGUCAACACUCACACUCGGUCGUUCCAGCUCUGUGCUGGGAUACUGCUUGCUACCACUGGUGUUUGCAAGUCUGGUGGGCAUUGUCGCGCCACUCGACAGCGUCUGGGGCUACGGCGUCGUCAGCAUGGCUAUUGCCUGGUGCACCUACUCCAGCUCCGCCAUGUUCAUUGUGGUCGGGAGGAUGACGAGCAUGAGGGCACUGGUCGCUUAUCCUCUGGCGUUGUUCUACAUUGGCUUCGGUAUCAUGGCUGUUUUCUCGAGUCGUGGAACUGGGACCAUCGAGUCUGCUAUGACAAAGCCACCUGUCGCUUGA
Fulvia fulva is the source of this 921-nucleotide messenger RNA. RefSeq lists its product as uncharacterized. Gene Ontology annotation, biological process: vesicle fusion with Golgi apparatus; endoplasmic reticulum to Golgi vesicle-mediated transport. Gene Ontology annotation, cellular component: trans-Golgi network. The transcript has 3 exons. NCBI's taxonomy places the organism in Eukaryota, Fungi, Ascomycota, Dothideomycetes, Mycosphaerellales, Mycosphaerellaceae. The record is from RefSeq and is a predicted model, not a curated record. Bases 1 to 921 code for a protein of 306 amino acids.